Lactuca saligna is the source of this 1205-nucleotide messenger RNA. The record is from the annotation of a GenBank genome assembly. NCBI's taxonomy places the organism in Eukaryota, Viridiplantae, Streptophyta, Magnoliopsida, Asterales, Asteraceae.
AUGCCUACAAUUUUGUCACUUUGGCGUCACCACAAAUCAGAACGUGCUGCUGGAUGGGAAAUAUUACGGAUACCCUGUUUUUCCUUCCAUUCCCAAAACCUCUUCGAUCAUUCAUUCAAUCUUCCAUGGCUUCAUCUUCUGAAUCUCAACCACGCUAACCCCCUCAAAACCCGCACAACCUCUCUUCUACGGUUACAUAACGAAAUUCAACUUCAAUUUCCCAAAAUCUUAUCUCUUACGUUGAUUUCUGUUUAUCAAGUUCGAUCUCAAAGUUCCUUAUCUGUUCCAAUGGCAUCGCUGGUCUCAACUUCAAAGGCCAUUGGGCAGAUGUUUAAGUGCAAUAACAGAGGUAGACAGUUAAUCAGAUGCUUAAGGAACAAUUCCAAAGUAGAAAAUCGAUGCUUCAGAAGCAUUUCAAGAGUCGAAACAUGUCAACCAAUCGUUAGUAGUCAUGAUCAUGAAGUAGAAUUGCCUUUUUCACAUUUUAAUAGGAGUAUUCAAAGGAGAGGAUUUCUUGGCAUCGGUGAUGGAGAUGAAGGGAAUAAAAGUGGUUUAUCAAAAGUUCAUGAAGAGACUUGUAUUAUGGGAUAUUCCCCAGAGCAAAUGUAUGCAGUUGUUGCUGCUGUUGACAUGUAUCAAGAUUUUCUUCCAUGGUGUAGAAGAUCAGACAUAGUGAAACGUCAUUCUGAUGGAUCUAUUGAUGCUGAGCUGGAAAUUGGGUUUAAGCUUCUUGUUGAAAGCUAUGUCUCUCAUGUCGAAUUAAUUAAACCCAAAUUAAUCAAGACAACUGCAUCAAAAAGUAGCGUUUUCCACCAUUUAAUUAACAUUUGGGAGUUUAAUCCAGGACCUGUUCCAGGGACUUGUAACCUUCAUUUUGUUGUAGAUUUUAAGUUCCAAUCACCAUUAUAUUCACAGGUAGCAUCCAUGUUCUUCAAGGAGGUGGCGUCUCGACUGGUGGGUUCGUUCAGUGAUCGCUGCCGUUUAAUUUAUGGGCCAGGGGUUCCGGUUAAUAAAUCAUAAUUAUAAUCAUAAUUAUUUUAUUUUUGUGUAACAUGAAUUAGUUUCAUGAAUUCUGUUUUUAGAUUGAUGUUUUAUUGUUAGCGUUAUUCUUAAUGAUUUAUUUAUUUGAAUUUAAAAGAAAAGGCAUGGUAAGUAAGUACCAUAGAUUUAUGAAAGUUAUUAAGAAAAUAAUUUAUAAUAAUGGC